Molecule: messenger RNA, 11006 nt
Organism: Punctularia strigosozonata HHB-11173 SS5
Lineage: Eukaryota; Fungi; Basidiomycota; Agaricomycetes; Corticiales; Punctulariaceae
Product: acetyl-CoA synthetase-like protein
Exons: 43
Coding region: 59-10906 (3615 amino acids)
Biological process (GO): secondary metabolite biosynthetic process; amino acid activation for nonribosomal peptide biosynthetic process
Cellular component (GO): cytoplasm
Molecular function (GO): catalytic activity; phosphopantetheine binding
Source: RefSeq, a predicted model, not a curated record
CUCGCCGCUACAGCGCCGACCGUUUCACCUGAAACAUCCCCGCGCCACAUAUCCCGUUAUGGCUAUCCCCGACGCGCCUGUUGCGCACGAUCACGUGUCCGCCUCCUCGAUAGGCGACUUCCGCGUCAAGCUCAGAGAUAUUGAGCCUAGCCUGUUCCCUGACAUUACUGGUUUGCGUCAGCACCAGCUCGCUGCUGCAUCGAACGAGAGCACCGAGGAUCGACUCACGACAUCCUACGAAACGACGAUUGCGAUCUCUGACCUCGUCAAGGACGGACACCAGGGCGCAAAGGCCACCAUACAAGCUUCAUGGGCUCUACUCCUUUACACCUUCUCGGAGGCGGAAACGCCGUCCAUCGUUUUUGCCUACCACGAUGGCGUAGCUGAUGAUUAUAACCUGUCCGUACUUGACUUUGGAACGUCCUCUCCGGAGGCCAUAUCCGUCGCCGACGUGCUCGCCGGAUUCAAGCAGCGUGAUACGGUGCUACAGACGCCAGAAGCCGAUGUUGAUCUCCGUCAGAAGAAAAUCGAUACUGCCAUCACCCUAAAUCUCAAUGUUAGUCAAGUCAUCGGAGAGGACGCAAAAGACGCGCUCGAUGCGUCCAAGUUUGCCGUCGUUCUCCGCGUCUGUUCGAAAGGAGAUAACGUCUCACUCAAGCUCUCAUUCUCUUCCGCCCACCUCACCGAGACAGGAGCCCAAGCGUUGCUCGUGCAAUUCUCGUCCGUACUCGCAUACAUGCUGUCGGCCCAGCCCUCGUCCCCGUACCUCAACGCGCUCGAUGCCAUCCCGAAGCACCUUGCGAGCAUCCUCAAUGACCCCCCGAAGCCGUACAGCAUCGAAAAGGGCGAAGCAGCACGGCUGCAUGAUGCCUUCGAACGACACGCCCGUGACUGCUCCGAUAAGGUCGCGCUCUGGUUCAAGAAGUCGCUAUCCGACCCCGAAGCGCAGAUAAAGUGGUCGUACCGCGACCUGAAUGCCCGUGCCGAUGGCCUCUCACGCGUGAUUUGCCGUUCGCUCGCUGUCAGCGAGGAUGAGGAUGGGAAGGGGGUGGUCCCCAUUUGCAUGGAGAAGAGCCCCGAGCUUUACGUCGCGAUACUUGCCGUGCUCAAGUCCGGCCGCGCUUGGUGUCCGAUCGACCCCGCCUUCCCUGCCGCUCGCAAGCGCGACCUAUUGGCUCGCUCGGGUGGUAAAACUGUCCUCGUAUCCAAGGGGUCCGAGCUCGGCGAGUGUGCCUUGCCUGAAGAUUUCGGUGUGAUCGAGGUGGAUGAAGACGGGAAGGCCGAUGAACACGGAAGAGGCGUAGAACAGAGAGCGGUAAAUAUGAAGAUAAGCGGAAGGACGGGUAAGGGCGACGACAUCGCCUAUCUUAUCUGGACCAGUGGGACUACUGGCUUGCCGAAGGGUGUGCCCAUCUCGCACUGGUCUGCGGUACAAGGAAUCGAGGCCCUUGUGGAAGCCAUUCCGUGGAAGAGCGUUGACGAACCCCGCGUUAUGCAGUUCUCGGCGAGCACGUUCGAUGUUUCGAUUAUGGAUCUCUUCUAUACGUGGAAUAUUGGAGGGACGCUGUGUUCGGCUCCACGGGACCUCAUCGUCGGUCAUUUUCCGGAAUUAACAAAAGCAUUCGAAGCUACUCACGCCAACCUCACACCCGCUUUCAUGGCGGCGUUCCCGCUCUCCUCCUGCCCUACGUUGAAGACCGUCACGAGCAUCGGCGAAAAGCUCCCGGACUCCGUCGCCGAUAUGUGGUGCGCGCCCGACGUUAUCAGCGUGAACAUGUACGGUCCUGCGGAGGCGACGAUCGUGAGCACCUUUCGUCAGUGGACAGUCAACGAUCCUGUCAAGGCCCAUAACGUCGGAGUGCCACUGCCGACAGUGAGCGCGUUCAUCGUCAAGGGUGACAUGGUUCUUCCUCGCGGGGCCGUCGGCGAACUGGCGCUUGGUGGCCCGCAUCUUGCCUCCGGUUAUUUAAAUGACCCGACGAAGAGCUCCGCCAAAUUUGUUCAUCAUCCUCGCGUGGGCUACGUGUACCUGACAGGAGACAUGGCACGCGUCCUUGCGGACGGUACGAUCGAGUUCGUCGGGCGUACGGACGACCUGAUCAAGGUUGGCGGGAUCCGCAUCGAGCUCAGCGAGAUCAGCGCGGCGCUCGGCCGGGUACACCCGGAGGCUCGCGAAGCGGCGACUCUUCUCGUGCAGAGGAAAGAUCGCCCGCAAGAGGUCAUAUGCACGUUCAUCGCGGUGCCCUCAUUGGAGUACAGUGGCGCAGCGGACGUCUCGCCGCUUGCGGUGGAAGUUGCGCUUGCUGCUAAGGACCGAGCGCUGAAGAAUCUUCCAGGGUACAUGAUCCCCAAGGUUUUUAUCAUUCUCGGUCGUAUACCUCAUACACCAUCGAACAAGGUCGACCGAAAGGCGCUCGUGCAGGCUUAUGCUAACAUCGACCUCAACGCCUGGGAGAUCACGCUCUCGAGCGUUAGCAAGGCGAAUGUUGACGUAGCUUCGGACGAGGGAGUUGAGUUGGAACGCAAGAUAGCACAGGUAGUCAGGGAAAUCACCGGCGUAUCCGAGUGUGCCCUAGGCCCCUCUACGGACUUACGGGCAGUGGGCGUUGAUUCGAUUUGCGCAAUUAGGUUAUCAUCGCUUCUCGGCAAACAAGGCGUUGACGUCGCUGUAGUGGAUGUCAUGCAGCAUCCUACUAUCGCGGGCCUCGCCCGAAUCACCCGAGGCAGGAAUCAUGACUUUGGCGACGUCGAAGAAUUGUUACGCGCAGCCGUCGUGGAGCUGACUGGCGUGUCUGGGGAUGCGCUGCAACCGACGACAAACCUUGCGGCCCUCGGUGUGGACUCGAUCCGUGCCAUCAGGCUAUGCUCCAUACUUGGUCAUCGCGGCCUUCAAUUGAGUGUAGUUGACGUGAUGCAGCAUCGGACCAUCCGAGAGCUAGCACGCGUUGUCUCGCGCCGCUCGUCAUGUGGAAAGUCACGUUCUAGUGCCACCGUCGAAGGACUACAUCGCCUGGACGAAUUCGACGCCAAGUGGAGGCCAUUGGUUGCGGAGCGAAUUGAAGAUGUCCAGAGGGUAUUACCGUGUACACCGCUACAAGAGGGGAUACUGUCCGAGACGCUUCAAAACCCGAGAGCGUACUGGGCUCAUCACCUCUUGCCGCUCGAGCCGCACGUUGACGCAACGAGGCUUCUCCAGGCAUGGAGGGUUGUCACAGCGAGCACCGAGGCUUUGAGGGCCGGUUUUGUUCCGACUGCGCGGGUGGUCGAUAGCACUAAUGAUGCACAGCUCCCACCUUUCUUCCAGCUCCUUUACGACCGGCCGAAGAUACAAUAUACCGAAACCGAUCUUGAUGACACCACAGAAGCCGCUGUGCAGAAUAUCAUCGUCAACGUCAUCGAGAGACAUGCCGGGUCGAUCUCCCCUCUUUGGGCUCUCACGCUGCUAAAUGGGGCCAAGUCACAGUCGCUGCUUGUAUCUAUCCACCACUCGAUUCAUGAUGCAGUGAUGCUCGAACUAGUUCUCAGAGACGUCCAUGCGUACUACUGUGGUAUACCCGCUAUCGCUCGACCGCAACUUACGGAAGCGCUCGCGACAAUUCUGCCGGCCGACCCCGACGCAUCGGUAGAUUUCUGGUCCUACCGGCUCUCUCGCUACGCCGAUCCCGAUGCGCCAGCUGUACCUGAACUCACAGCCUCUACACUUGCUACAGACGGUUUCGUAUCUUUCUGCGAACCUGCCUCCGCUGACCUUAGUGAGGCCGCCAAGAAACUUCAGUGCUCUCUUGGUGAUAUUGUACAGGCUGCCUGGGCGACCGUUCUCGCGGCAUACAUGGAGACGAACAGGCUCGUCCUGGGUCAGACACUCUCGGAUCGCUCCUCUACUUCACUGCUGGAACACGCCUUGGGGCCUUUGGUGUCGGUCCUUCCCGUGCCCGUGGAGUUCCGACCGACCACCACCGGUCGCGAACUCAUCAAGACGUUGAUGCAGAGUCAGCACGAAUCAUUCCCGCAUAGACAUAUCCGCCUUAGCAAGAUCCGACUGAUCCUCCAACGUCCUGUGCAUCAGCCUCUGUUCCCCGCUAUGUUCGUCGUCCACCCGGAUACAGAGGAAGGAAAUAUCCCAUUGAAGAGCUCUCGGCUUUGGGGGGAUCCCAGGCUAUUUGGCGUGUAUGUCGAACACGCCUUGGCGCUCAAUGUUGAGAUGCGAAAGGGAGGUCGUAUCGAUCUCGACUUAUGGGGAAAUAGCAGAGUCAUUGCACCCGCCCAACUUCGUCUAAUGGUCAAGCAAGUAGGCGCCAUCGCGGCGGCAAUCGUAAAGCAUCCCGACGAACCAUUGCAGUCACUGCACUCCGGAGCGGCAUUUCAGGAGGAUUUGCUCUCGGUAACCCGCGCGGAUCCCAGUCCGGCUCUGCGAGAAGCCCGCGAUUUGCAUCCGACGUAUUGGCUUGAAAAGCACGCCCGGGAGAACCCUUCCUUCCUCGCUGUGGUCGUGGCGUCCGAAAUUGAAGAUUGGGGCGCGAAAACGCGAGAAUGGACAUACCAUGAACUGAACGAGGAGUCGAACAGGAUCGCCAACUUUAUCAGAUCCGCCGGAAUCCAUUCGCGAUGCGUCGGGUUUUCUUUACCUCGAACGCUCGAAAGCUUUGCUUAUAUGAUCGGUAUCUUCAAGUCAGGCAAUACUUACCUACCCAUUGAAGAGGAUCUGCCUCCAGCGCGAAAGAUGCUUUUAGUAGAGGAUAGUCGUGCAGCCUUGGUGUUCACAAACACGCGACAUAUAUCAAGCUUCCAAGACCCUCAGAAUCAAGCGACUCUCAUCAAUGUUGAUGCCGUCGAUCAUCGGGUGGCCUUGGAGCAGCAUCCGGUACAUCUGGAGAAGGAUGAAUACGACCCAGAUGCUCCGUCAUAUCUCCUCUAUACUUCUGGCUCCACCGGCAUGCCUAAGGGCGUCCUGGUUUCGUACAGAAACUUAAGCUGCUUCGUGGAAGCUUUCGUCGGGCUCAUCGAUGAGCAUUGCCCGACGGGCUCGUUUGCCGGCCAAGGACGUUACCUUGGUCGAACUUCGAUUGCUUUCGACGUUCAUUUGCUAGAAAUCUUCGGCGCGUUCCGAAUGGGAAUGGCCACUGCUAGCGCGCCUCGAUCCAUUAUCCUAGAUGACUUGGGUAAAACAUUGCAAAAGCUGGAGAUCACACACUGCAGUCUCGUACCAUCGCUUCUUGAGCGAGCUGAGCUGCAUCCAGCGGACGUCCCCGCGCUGAAAUGGAUGUCUGUCGGGGGAGAGAAGAUCUCUGCAUGGGUGAUUGACACUUGGGCAGGCGAAGACAGCGGAGUAGUCUUGUUCAAUGCAUACGGCCCCACCGAGGUUACUAUAGGUUGUUCGCUGGCGCGUGUCACCAAGACAUCGUCUCCGAGGAACAUUGGACGUAUUUUCCCGAAUUCAUCUGCUUUCGUGUUGAAGCCUGGUUCAACGGAGUUAACGCUGCGUGGCCAGCCUGGGGAGUUAUGUGUGGGUGGAGACCUCGUAGCCCUGGGGUAUCUCAACCGGCCAAGUGCCAGGGAAUUCGUCAACGACUACGAAGGCGGCAGACUCUACAGGACGGGCGAUAUGGUUCGAUUGAUGGCAGAUCAGACGAUCGAAUACCUGGGGCGUAGUGACGACCAGACGAAGAUACGUGGCCAACGUUUGGAAUUGGCGGAAGUCACCGAGGCAGUUCGUACAGCCGCUCCAGCGCGGCUCGCAGUUGUCUCUUUAGUCGCCCGCCACUCAGACUCGCAGAGGGACUGGCUCCUUUCCUUCAUGGCAACCGGGAUGAAGAGAAUGGGUUCCGAGGCGACCGUCCCACCCUCGAUCAUUCGGCCAGAUCCGGCGCUCAUGGGAUCCAUCAUCGCAGGCUGCCGUCAACGUCUUCCCGCUUUCAUGGUGCCGGACCUGCUCCUCAUGUUGAACUACAUCCCGAUCGCUGAAACGUCUGGGAAAGCCGAUUCGAAGGUGCUUCGUAGGCUUGUUGCCGAAACGCCGUUGUCGGCACUCCUCACCUCUACCAACGAAAGUGACCGAAGUUUGACCCGGACGGAAGAAGAGAUAUCCUCGGUUUUGUUGUCGACACUCGAUUCCGGCAUUAUUGUCAAGCCGUCAACUCGGAUUUUCGAGCUCGGCAUUGACUCCCUCAGUGCUAUCACCUUGUCCUUCCGAUUGAGGGCAGCUGGCUUCAAUGUGACCUUGCCGUUCUUGCUUGGCGGUCCGACAGUCGAGGAAAUUGCGGGCAAGAAAGGAGUACAGGUCACUAACAGCCCCCCGGACGCAGUACCACAGAGCCUAGACCAUAAUAGUGUCCAUCGACCCCGAGUCAAGCAUUUAUUCCCUGAAGGAGCCAUCGAUCGCGUAUACCCUGCAAUGCCCCUUCAAACCUCCAUGGUAAUCAAGACUCUAGACUCGAAGGUCGCUGCCUACGUCAAUCACUUCAUCUUCGAAGUCUACGCUGACGAUACCGAUCGCCUGAUCGAUGCCAUCGUCGCCACAAUCAGAGAGCAUGACAUCUUGCGCACAUGCUUCGUGCGCGUUGACGACGAAAUACUGCAAGUUGUUCUCUUCCCGGCCAAAUUGCCCUCCCCAUGGUCGCGGCAUUAUGUGGCGGUCGGAGCCUUGGACGCGUUGAAAAGGUCUCUGGGAGACGUCUCUCUCGACAUAAAACAUGCCUUAGGCCGGCGCCCGCCGUUGAGGCUCGGACUAUGGCGCGAAGAGGGACAUUCAUACUUGUCGCUCUCGAUCCAUCAUGCAAUAUACGAUGGAGAGUCAUUGAUGAUGUUCCUGGAGGAUGUAGAGGAUCGCUAUCACAAGCGCGCGCCAUCCCGACGCACACCAUUCUCGGCCCUACUAGACCACGCGGCGAUGCAAGAUGAAUCUGCUGCUCGCGAGUUCUUUUCAAGAUACUUCCACGGCCUUCGCCUCUCACCUGGAAUAGGGGUACCCGAGGAUGAGACGGAUCACCAUUCAGAUGACAUCACUAUGGGGCUGAGCUCGGUGCAGGCAGCUGCCAAAGCGUGCGGUGUGACCGUCCACGCAGUCCUUCAAGGUGCAUUCGCCGUAUCUUUUGGAGAGCAUUUGGCGCACGAUGACAUUAUAUUCGGAGUCGUUCUUUCUGGCCGCACCGUUCCUAUCGAAGGUGCAGAGACUAUCCUCGGACCGUGCUUCACCACCGUCCCAGUUCGCGUUCAAUUGCGUCGCGCAACCCGACUAGUCGAUGUAGCCAAGGAAAUCCAGAGAAACGCUGCCACGAUGAAUCCGUAUCAACAUGUAUCUCUUCGUCAAAUCCAGAAGUGGAUAUCGGCUGACCGGCCUCUGAUCGACGUUUUAUUCUCCAUGAAUCACACGUCCGAGAAGACAUCGUCCUCAAACCUCUGGAAGCAAAUUGCCGACGUGUUCUCUAUAGAAUAUCACUUAGCUGUUGAAGCGGACGUUGGCAUUGAACAGAACAUGCUGCGGUUAAGGUCAACAUAUAGCUCGCGAUUCGGACAGGCCGCCGCGCGAAACAUACUGGUUCGCAUGCAAGAGCUGCUUCAGGACCCGGAUGUUCUCUUAGCAAGCGAACGCUCGCUGCAAGAGCGACCACUUGCCUUCGAAGUCCUUCCAUACCUACCCGAAGAAGAAACAAUCCGGCGCGUCCUUUCCAGCACCUGCGCAAUUCCAUCGGAAGCGAUCGCAAGGGACACAUCUUUCCUCCGCCUUGGCCUUGACUCUAUCACGAGCAUCCGAUUUACCAAUGCCUUGCGUCGUGCAGGCUUGAAUGUCCGUUCAUCCGCAAUCAUGACCCACGCCAGCGUUGCAAGACUUGCUCGUUUUUGCCACUCUAAUGCUGGUGACGUCGACGCGGAGGCAGCGUUUCUCCCUUCGGAGUCCUCAAGAAUCCUUUCAAAGUACUCUGAAUCGAUACGACGGCUCUCCCCCGAGGACCGCGUUAUCCACGCAUAUCCGGCGACCCCUCUUCAAUGCGCCAUGUUGACGUCUUCUCUUGCAUCUGGAGGCAAGCUCUAUGUAGUUUCGCAUCCAUUACGGCUCCUUCCAUCUACCGACAUCGCCCGACUCCGAGCGGCGUGGACACGACUCGUUGCAAAGCGGGAGAUUUUCCGCACGACCUUUCAUCCAGGAGACGAGUUCCCAUGGAUAGGUGCCGUCCACACCGAUCCUCCCGUAGAAUGGGUCGAACACGAAGGUGUCGAAGAGGAGCGAUGGCCUUCAUCUGUAUCGGAGUUCGUCGCCAGUUUCAUCAACGAUCAGCUCGAUGCGUAUGAGUCACCUCCAAUCUGUGCCCAUGUCCUGCGAGCUUCAGAUGGCGCUUUGUUUGUACCCAUCAUGCAUCACAGCUUAUACGACGGGCUAUCGCUAACACAUUUCCUUGGGGAUCUCGCUCGCGUUUAUCUCAGAGAGGAUCCCCCUGAACGACCCGAUUUCAGCAAAGCGGUUCCGCAUCUCCACACGAAGAACGACCUCGGACUUCAGCUCUGGCAGCAAAGCCUUCAAAACUACGAGCCUUCUUACGUCGCCUCACUGUUACGAAAGAACGAUAGCCCUACACAGCACGCUGAGAGGAAGUUCACCUUGUCUCCGGCUGAAAUGACGGAACAUUGCCAGAGGCUCGAGAUCACGCCUUUUUCAGUGGCUCAAUUCGCUUGGGCCGUCGUUCUCGCUACGGUCAUCCGACGUGGUGAUGUCACCUUUGGAUGCUUGGUAUCAGGGAGAUCCAUCCCUAUUGAUAACUGCUGGGACAUCGCGGGUCCCACCUUCAAUACGAUUCCGGUCCGGGUUGUUCUGCCAUCGGGCCCGAUCACCCAUGCCGAAGCACUCCAUGCGCACCGAAACGCGCAAACCGCCUUACAACCAUAUCAUCAUACCCCGCUUGCAGCCAUCCAAGCCGCUUUUCGGAGGGAGACCGGCUCGGACCGGUUGUUCGAUGUUCUAUUUGUAUUCCAGAAAACGGAUGAAUCGACGGCCAAGGGCCGAUGCGAGACUUUGUGGGAGACCAUAGAACUUUCAGGAACGGAACAAGAGCCGGAGUAUCCACUGAACGUCGAGAUGCAAGUAAGCGGAGAUGCUGCUGUCCUGCGAGCCGCCUGCAGAUCUGGCAUGAUGGAGCUUGACGCGCUGCUUGGCAUCCUUGACUCGUUCGACGAGAUCCUUUCGAAUAUUCUUAAGGCGCCUGGCGACAGUUUGUUCGCUUACUCAGUCUCAACGGCAGGCGCCGGAUCAAACCCUACUGGUAUGCAGCCUGUCAUGGGCCAGCAUAGUCCUGCGGAUCAGGAGGUAUGGAAUCCAGAGGAGCUCCAACUACGCGAAGUACUUUCCGAAAUCUCGGGCGUUCCGGAGGAGAAGAUCGGACGCCGAACACCUAUGUACGCCAUAGGCCUGGACUCUAUUGCAGCCAUCCAAGUCGCGAACCGCUGUCGCAAGCGUGGACUGUCCGUUUCUGUCGUGAAUAUACUCACAGGCGGUCAUAUAUCUGGUAUCUUCCGUGAACGAGCGUCAGAGCAAGCCUUACUGCAGAAGGCAUCAAUCGCGACAGUGUCAAGCGAUCAAGUCGCUCGUGGUUCAGACAUGCGAGCUGAUGAAGUGGAACUUGUGCUACCGGUUCUCUCCGGACAACAAUACCACCUCGCAGCUUGGCUUUCCUGCGAACGCAAAUUCUAUGAACCUCCAUUCGUUUACCGCUUCGUCUCUCCGGCCGACCCGGAACGUCUUGCAGCGUCAUGGCGCUCGCUGCGUCUACGCCAUUCGGUGCUCCGGACUUCCUUUGCCUUCACUGGAACCGGAGAGCUCGUUCAGGUCGUCCACAACGACGUACCGCUUCAUGAUAAGACAUACGUCCUUAUUCAGGAUGACGAGAACCUGGAGGAAGCAGUGAAGCGCACGAUUUGCACGGAGGCAUGUAUCUCGUCGGACAUGUUCACGGUUCCGGUCCGGGCAAGGCAUGUCAAAGCGGCUGACGGUGAUGCAUUCGUUCUCAUCAUCCAUCACGCUCUUUACGACGGCUGGUCGAUCCCGUUGCUCAUGGACGACCUAUACGCCCUUUACACCGGCGAACCUUGCGCAAGUGUGCCGAACUUCACUCGGUUCGUCGAGAGGGUAGCGAGUGGACCGAAAUGGGUCGAUCGUCAAUACUGGUCCCGAACGCUGGAUUCCCCGACCGUGUGCGUGCUUCCCGAAAUGACGGAGUCUUCUUCCUCGUCCGCUUUUGCACUGGUCCGCGGUGCCGUUGCAGGCGUAUCGAGCCUCGCCCGUCGCGCGCAGGAACACCAGGUAGCGCUGUCGGCCUUCGUUUUGACAUGCGCAGCUCGCGUCGUGGGCGAGCUGGCGUUGACCCCGGACCCGAUCGUUGGGUUGUUCCGCGCCGGACGCACGUCGUCGUUCGAGGGGAUAGAACGCGUGGCCGGGCCAACGCUCAACCUGCUGCCUGUGCGCGUGCGCGGCGCGACAGUCUCGAAUCCUGUCAUCGUCGCCAAACGGCUCCAGCAGGACCUGAACGAAAUGGUCGCGCACGAGCAGGCGGGUCUCGCAGAGGUGCUGCGCGCGAUCGGGUUCGCGAACAAGCCGCUCUUUAAUGUAUUCCUCAACUUGCUGUGGCACGCCGAUCGCGUUCGCGAGAAGGAGAACGAGGUGCUGGAACGUUGGGAUAUCGGAGUGCCAACCGACUUUGCGCCAACCCAAAAGUUAACUGGCAAAACUGCCAUAGACGGCCUCGACCACUCGUACAUACCUAAACACGCACUGUUCGUCGACAUCGCGCUCGAUGCUCAGAACGACUGCAUCGACAUCGGCGUACGCUCCGAAGGCGCGGUGAUGGGCGAACCCGCGAUCAAGGAGUUCAUACGCCGUAUUUCCGCAGAAAUCAAUGCGUUAUCCGGCGGAGAGAUGUAAGUCGACCGAGUUCACAUGAAGCGUUGGAACAUCGAACGUUGUAGAGUAUCGCCUUGCAUGUAUCAUCCACAACCUAGGAGGAAACUCGUGUUGCUUGUCU